Molecule: messenger RNA, 1344 nt
Organism: Fusarium keratoplasticum
Lineage: Eukaryota; Fungi; Ascomycota; Sordariomycetes; Hypocreales; Nectriaceae
Exons: 6
Coding region: 1-1344 (447 amino acids)
Biological process (GO): transmembrane transport
Cellular component (GO): membrane
Molecular function (GO): transmembrane transporter activity
Source: RefSeq, a predicted model, not a curated record
AUGGCCACCUUUGCCGAGUGCGCGGCAAUUUUCCCGACCGCCGGCGGUGCCUACCACUAUGCCCUGUUCUUGCUCCCUGAAAAGCAUAGGCGCAAAGCCGGAUACCCGUUGGGCUGGCUCAAUUUCUUUGGCUGGGUCCUCACCAUUGCCGCCUGCGCAUCCAUCGCUGCCGGCCUGACCAUGUCCUUGAUCAACAUGUGCAAUCCUGACUUUGACACCUCAAGGCGAUGGCAGCUCUUCCUGUUCUACAUCCUUUGGUCUGUUGUUGCAUGGGCCAUCAACUGCUUCAUGCUGUCGGCGGUAGCCUGGAUUGAGAAUGUCAUUGUCAUUAUGAACAUUGCUUCCUUUGUCGCGUUCUCCAUUGCUCUCCUUGCCAUCAGCGACAAGGCCAGCCCAUCCUUCGUCUUCCGCGAUGUCAUCGAUGCAACCGGUGCAUCGAUUGCCGUCGCCUUGGGCUUGGUAAACUGCAUGGGGGGCUUUGCUGCCUUGGAUGCAGCAUGCCAUCUGUCAGAGGAGAUUGAACGGCCUGAGCGAAAUGUCCCUAUCACUCUGUACUUUUUGAUCGGCAGCCAGUUCUUGAUCGGUGUCAUUUAUAUUCUCGUGCUUGGGUUUUCCAUCAAAGACAUGGAAGCGAUCCAGAACUCGGUCACAGGAGUCCCCGUCAUCGAACUUGUUCGACUUGGGCUAAAGAGUGAUGCCGCUGCCAUCGUCUUCAACCUGGUCUUGCUCAUUGGGUUCGUUGGAUCUACUCUCGGAUCCAUGACUGCCGCCAGCAGGCAGGGCUACGCGCUCGCACGAGACGGCGGCCUAUUCACAAGGAAGCUGACCCAAGUGUCGGGCCGGAACACUCUUCCACUCUACUCUCUCCAUCUUUGUCUAUUGCUAUGCAUUGUAUUCGGACUCGUUUACCUGUUCUCGACCGAGGGCUUCAAUGCCAUCCUGGGGGCCGAGGUGUCCUUUAUGUUUCUUAGUUUUGGCUCUCCCUCGGCAGUUUUGCUCAUCUUUGGACGGGACAAGCUGCCAAAAACCCGUUUCAGCCUUGGAAAAUGGGGCUACGGAAUCAACGCAUUCGUAAUUUUCUUUGUUGGUAUCGCUCUGGUUUUGUUCGCCAUAAGUGGUAGAUGCGCGGUGUUGGUAUGUGAGCCAGUGACUGACCAGCUCUUGCAGAUUCCACAGAAACACCCUGUCAACGCCGAGAAUAUGAACUACACUGUCCUUCUGUGGGGAGCCGUUGUAAUCCUCUGCAUCCUGGGCUGGUUCAUAGAUGCUCGAAAGUCAUACGAGCCAACCUCGUUCCAGGAACUUGCUGAGGCAUCUUCAUUCUUGCAGACAAGAACUGAGUAG